GAAGUGUAAGCGUCUCCAUUUCCGGCUCACCCGUCACCCAGGCCGGGUCGCUUGGCAGUUGCCAUGACUCCCGGCGCCCAGCGCCUGACGCCCUCCGCGGCGCGGACUGAUGACGCAGCGGCUCCGUCGCCCGCUGAAGGUGGGGGAGCCGGGGAGGAGGGAAGUAGCUUGGUGUGGCAGGGUCAUGAAGAAGAGGCGGCGGUGGGCGAGUGGCGGCGGCGGCGGUGGCGGGGGCGCACAGCGGCGGUAGCUGCCUGCUCGGGGAGGGAAGAGUCGUUCCUAACCCGUGGGCGUCGGGGCCGGGGCCGGGGCCGGGGCUCGGGGCCUUCUCCCCGGGCCCCCGGGCUCCGCCAUGAUCCGCAGGGCACGCCUUAGCGUGAAGCCGAACGUCAGGCCGGGUGUCGGUGCCAGGGCCGCCGGCACCGCCGUCCUUCCGCGUGGACGGGAGCCCCGCAGGCCGCCAGAGCCCGCCGAGCCCGCCGAGCCCCCCGAAGUCCCCGAGCCCCCCGAAGUCCCCGAGCCCCCCGAAGCGCCCGCGGCCGAGCCCCCGGAGAAGGCGCCCGAGCGCAGUGAUGAAAAGAUUGAUGGUGGGAAUGAUGUUGAAGAAUCCAGUCAACCUCCUGCCGUUCCGCAGAGAAGAAAGCGAGUGUCGGGCACGUCUGGUGUCCUUCAGGCAGAUGUCACGGUUCCUUCAGAAUGUCCUCCUGUGUCCACCGCUAACGAGGAUGCUGCACAGCCAGACCCCGUUCCGGCAAAGGAGAAGCCGCCGUGCUCAGACCGCUACCGAAUAUACAAAGCCCAGAAGCUGCGGGAGAUGUUAAAAGAAGAGCUGCGCAAGGAGAAGAAACAGUGGAAGAACAAAUGUGCUAUAAGUGAAUGUCAGAAGCCGCUGGAUCGUUCAAAAAUGACUAUGAGAGACUUCAUAUAUUACCUACCAGAGAGCAACCCAAUGACUUCUUCACUGGAACAGGAAAAGAAAACGGAGAAAGCAUUGCCUUCAGUCCAGACCAAAGAGCAAGAAAAUAAGAACACUGCAGAUGCAGAAGGCAGUGAAGAAGUGGAAGAGGAGGCAGAUGAAGGGCCAUUGCUGGUCCCUCGAGUGAAAGUGGCCGAAGAUGGUUCUAUUAUUUUGGAUGAAGAAAGUUUGACGGUAGAGGUUUUAAGGACAAAAGGCCCCUGUGUUGUUGAGGAGAAUGACCCUAUAUUUGAGCGUGGUUCCACAACUACAUACUCCAGCUUUAGGAAAAGCUGCUACUCUAAACCAUGGUCAAACAAAGAAACAGAUAUGUUUUUUCUAGCCAUCAGCAUGGUAGGAACUGACUUUUCUAUGAUUGGACAGCUUUUCCCUCACAGAGCAAGAACGGAAAUUAAGAAUAAAUUUAAACGUGAAGAAAGAACAAAUGGCUGGAGAAUUGAUAAAGCCUUCCAGGAAAAGCGUCCUUUUGACUUCGAUUUUUUUGCUCAUUUGCUUCAGAAAGUUCUUGCUGAGGAAGAGAAAAGAAAACAAAAAUCGGGUAAAAGCCACAGUGUAAAGGAGAAGGAGGCUUCCAAAUCAACGAAACACGUGAAAGCAAAAAAAGUUGCCAGUGAAGAUGCCAUCGACGGAGCGGAGGAGUCAGUGAGCGUGGACGGGUGCGCAGGCUCUCCCAAGGGUGCUCAGGCAGUGCCAGAGGAGACUGCGAGCUCGGGAGAGGCUUCAGAACAGGCUGUGUCUGGUCAGGAGAUGAAUCAGAAGAAAAGGAGAAGAAAGACUAAAGAUGAAACUAAUAACAAAGAAGUAAAAAGCCCUUCAGGAAGUGGGAUGGUACAGUCUGGCCUUUCUAAAGGAGAAAAACCUAAGAGUAAGAGCUUGUCACUCGAGCCUGCAGAAACAGAGUCUGUGUGCGGUGAGAGGCAGGAGUUGUCCUGUGUGCAGAGUGUGGAUGCCAGCAUAUGCCCAGUCUCUGGUCAGGAAACCCCAGAGGACACGGACGCCAGCCUUCCAUUCAGUGAUCACCAAGGGGCCCUGGUGGCGGCAGGUGAAUCUUCAGACUUCUCUCCGUCAGGAGUUGAAGUUUCAGCAGCGUGUGCACCAAAUAAUGCUGAGGCUGGCUGUGCAGAAGAAACAGAUGUUGGCACAAACAAUAAAUCAGCGGAUACAGAGCAGACAGAAAAUGUUAAACCGGUAGCGAGAGGUCGGCUUCAGAGACCUAAACCCAGUCUAUCCAGGGCACUUGGGAAGAAAGCUGUUCUUUCACAAGACAAAACAGGUGCCGAGAGGAAGAGUUCACUUUCUGAAACUUCUGUUGAAACGAGUCACGUGGAAAAGGCCACGAUGCCGACGUGUGACGGGGAUGGAAUGGAGCCUCCUGAGAGCGAGAGCCUGCCAGCCGAGCCUGCCUCUGAGCUGAAUGAGAAAGCUUGCCUUCAGGAAGUUAAUUCACCCAAAGCUUUGAAACCUGCACGACUCACAAGGGGCCGACUGCAAAGACCAAAGCCGAAUGUUGCUAAAGUGACUGAAAGAAAGCCUCAGACAUCGCAAGAAAAACCUGGAGCCGCUGCAGAAGAGACUCAGGCUGCAUCCUGUGUUGAUGGUGGUAUUUCUCAACAAGUGGAAGAUCAAUCACGUGAGAAUGUGGAGUGUGGAGACGUCACAUCCGGGCCUGAGAGGAAAGACAGUUCUGGGGAGAUACCGUCAGAUGAGCCCCAGGCUGUCAGUGACUCCCUGAGCGUUCAAGAGAAUGAUGAAACCAAUAUAUGCAAACAAGUCCCCAGUCAAAGGUCUAGAUUUCAGAAAGCAAAGCCAAAUAUAGUAAGAGGAGCUGCAAGAAGAGAAAUUUGUUCAAAGGAAGUGGUCCCCGAGGAGAUUCUUGUCUCUGAGGACAUGACAGCAUCUUUGAGAGAAACCGUGAGACCAGACAGCCUGCCAAGCAGGGAGGCGCCGGUGGAGGUCUCUGCUGUGCAGGAACUGGAGUCAUGUCCAAGAGAAGCUGGAGGAAGCAUCCUCUCUCCAAGGGAGAAAAUACCAGAAAUGGAUGACAUCAUUGUAGACAUGGAAGUGAGCUCAGAAAUUAGUGCAAGAGAGACUUCGCUCGGGGAGGAGGUGUCCGAGGUGAGAGAUGUCGCCGGGGGCGCAGACACGGCUGUGCAGGAUGCCCACACAGGAGAGGGACCCCCACAGGAAGACCUCCCAGAGGAGCUCACAGUUACAGUUGACACAGAGGCAGAUUUGAACCGCGUUGAAAGACAAGUGCCCCCAAGUGAGAUGUUACCAGAGAUGACCGAUGCCAUGGACGAAACAGAGGAAGUUUUGGAAGGAACAGAGUUGUCCACCCAGAUCAAGGCCCCUGAGGGGAUCAGAACUACAGGCGACAUGGAAACAGAUCCAGAAGGAAUUCGAGAAGUUUCCCAAAGGGAAAAUGUACUGGUGGAGGCCAGUGAGGAAAUGGAGUUUCAUUUGGAAGAACAUGGGAAAAAAGACAUUCCCCUAUCAGAAGAGGUACCAGGAAAGCUAACUGCUGUCCAGCACGCAGGGGCGACGUGGGAGCAGACUGGAAGAGCAGUGUCCUUGGAGGAGAGACCCUCUGAGAACAUGAUUGUUCUUGAGGGAGCGGGGGAGGAGAAGCCCGAGGAGACCAGCCCCGCUGGAGAAGCCGAGUUGGAUUCCCUGCAGAGCAGCAGUGCAGACCGGAGAGCCACCGUGCCUCUCCCCGGUCCAGAGAGCGCUGGCCGUGAAGUGCUGUCGGGGAAGUGUUCAACGGCUGUAGAAGAAAGCAGAGAUUCUGGGAAGGAAGGAUCUAGUCCCUUCCCUGACUUGGAGACCCGCUCACAGAUUUCUGCCGACGUCAGUGAAAAAGACGAGCGGGAGCUGCGCCCUCCAGAUGUUGGGAAGCAAUUUUCAGAUGGCACCUUAAGCAUCUCUCUUCCUCAAGAACAGAAGCCAGUUGAAGUUAAACCGGCACCUUUUGUGAGAAGUCGAUUCAAGAGGCCCAAACCGAACCUAGCAAGAGCAGUGUUAAAGAGAGAGGCUGCGGAGGCAGCAAAGUGUGUACCUGGAGAGGAAUCCGAGACUGGUAAAACGGAGGCCGGUGCGGCACCGCGGGACGGUCAGCAAGCUCACACCCCGCCUUGCCAACAUGCUGUGGCUUCCCUCGUGACAUCAAGAGAAAAGGACGCCAGUGCAAGGCUGCCCUGGUCAGAGCCUGCAAAGGGCCAGUCUCCUCCAGCCUCCUCCGAGCCUGCAGAGAGCGCUCAGUCAGCACCAGUCCAGGCACCUGAUGCCAUCCCUUCCAGCGGAAUUCAGAGUAAAAAUGCUAUUCAACAAGAAAGGAAGGAAAAUGUUGCCCAAACUGUUCAACCAAUAAGGGGCCGACUUCAGAGACCCAGACCAAAUUUAAGAAAGGCUGGACAAAGAGAGAUACAAAAAGGUGAAGCCAGCAGUGUGAUUCAGAAAGAAACAGCAAUAUUAAAAAAUGAUGACACUAACGAGAAGUCCCUGUGUGUGCCAAAUUCACAAAUUGGAGCUGAAAUUGAAGCUGUGUCCUCCAAAGUUUCAGAAUGCAGAAUUUAUGAAAAUGAAGGUCAUGAUGUGGUUCCUACAGAAGAUGCUCAAGUUAACAAAAUAAAUAUUUUAGCUGAAGAGAUGAGAGAUGAAAAUAAGCUGUACUUUCCUAGUCCUGAACAAUUGAUAAAAGAGAAAUUCCAAACGACUCAGCUGGAUUUGGGAGCAGCACGGUGUGAGAAAGAGGAGCCAGAAGGGGAAAAAUACACAAUCGAACAGCAUGAGGCGAGCAGCCCCAAAGAUGGUGCCCAGCAGUUUGGAGCCCAGCACUCGGUGCCCAGCAUCUUGGAGCCCAGCAGCUCGGAGCCCAGCAGCUCGGAGCCCAACAGCUCGGAGCCCAGCAGCUCGGAGCCCAGCAGCUCGGAGCCCAGCAGCUCGGUGCCCAGCAUCUCGGAGCCCAGCAGCUCGGAGCCCAGCAGCUCGGUGCCCAGCAGCUCGGAGCCCAGCAGCUCGGUGCCCACCAUCUCGGAGCCCAGCAUCUCGGAGCCCAGCAGCUCGGUGCCCAGCAUCUCGGAGCCCAGCAUCUUGGAGCCCAGCAUCUUGGAACCCAGCAUCUUGGUGCCCAACAGCUCGGUGCCCAGCAUCUUGGAGCCCAGCAGCUUGGUGCCCAGCAUCUCGGAGCCCAGCAUCUUGGUGCCCAACAGCUCGGUGCCCAGCAUCUCGGAGCCCAGCAUCUUGGUGCCCAACAGCUUGGUGCCCAGCAUCUUGGAGCCCAGCAGCUCGGUGCCCAGCAUCUCGGAGACCAGCAGCAUCUUGGAGCCCAGCAUCUCGGAGUCCAGCAGCUUGGAACCCAGCAGCUUGGAGCCCAGCAUCUCGGAACCCAGCAGCUUGGAGCCCAGCAGCUCACGAUUUCUGCUUAAAUUUGAGGAGAAGGCCGAGUUCCUGACGUCUCUGGAGGUUUGCACAGGAAAGAACGAUGCAGGUGCUGCGCGGUCUAGUGUGGCUGAGCAGGAUGCUCAGCUGGGAGCCGGCGGAGAUGGCCGCCCGCACCCCCUUGGUGAGAGCCAGCCUCUCAGGACACCAGCGAGCUGUCUACAACUGACCAAUGAGUCCGAUUACUCUAAAAUUGCUGCUGAUCGAACGCUUACCAUCUCUUCUGGCUCUGAGAGUAAGGUGGGUCAUAACAAAAGGAGAAUACAAAGGAACAUCAAGCCAAAUGUCACCAAAGGACGCGGAUGCAAGCGAAUCCGGGGUAGGCCCUCCAAGAGGGAGCCUAAGACCUCCCGGUCCACACUGGUGACUCUGCGGGCUGGUCAGGAGGAAGAGGAAGAUGAUGCUGAGGAGUUUGACUUCACCGAGGAAGAGACCUGUCAUCUUGCGCCAGAGGAAGUCAACAAGGCUCCCGUGUUCGUGCCCUUGGGUCUCAGGUCUCCCGAACCUGUUUCUGCUCAGAUUGAGGAAACGAUGGAGGAGUUUGAGAUUACCGUGAAUGUUCCAGACAUGGAGUGCGUCGUGGUUGUUGAACCUCAGCUCCCGAACACAGAUGUGACAGCUCAGGAAACGAAACAAGAAGAAAAUGCGAAUGCACCAUCACUUGAAGUAACCAGCAGUGUACAUACCCAAGAUGAGCCAGGUACCAACGACAGAAGUGCUGAAGCCGCCAUAGCUUUACUUACAAUGGGAGAUCUGGUGUUGCAGUCAGAGAUCGGUGCCGAACAGGGGGAUGCAGGUGUGUGUGUGCUUGCUGAUGCUCAUUUGGAGGAGAAGAGCCAUGCUCCCUUUAGUCCAGAUAAUGUCCAUGUCAGAGUCGAUGCUGAGUGUCGGGGUCCUGCUUCACCAGUCACCAGCACAGCUCUUGAAUCGCUUGAAGAAAACAAGAUUGUGUUGGAGGAACAAAGUACGAGAGAAGAAGUUGGUCUAGUGGAAAAAGUCAAGGCAACUGCCACAGCAACCAGUAGUAUAGUAUCUAAAAUGACCAGUAAUUUGAGAAUGAGAAGCAGAUUUGCCAAGCCGAAACCCAAUCUUAAGCAAGCUUCACGGACCAGCAGGAUGCUUAAGGAAGAUGCCAGUUUGUGUGUAACCCAAGAGGUAGUAACAGAGACUCAAAUUGAAACAGAAGAAAGUGCUUCCGAAACAGCAGAAGUGGAAGAUAAAAGCCUUGGACCAAUGCCAAUAGCAGGGAGUGGGCAGCAGAGCAGGGUGGAGUGCGCCCGUGCCCGCAGUGAGACAGGUGCUGCCCAGGAAGCACACGCAGCUGAAAGAAAUGAAGAGCAAGAGGAAGGUUCAGAAUUGGUGCUCGUGCCUCCUGUUGCUCCGCUCGUUUCCUCCUUGGAGCCAGCUGUGCCCAUGCUCGCCAUCAGCCAGAGCUCUGGUGAGGGGCCCCUGAGGCAGGAGUCUGCAGGAGGCAGCGUGCUCGCCGUUCAAGUGCCGCAGCAGUGUACACCAGCCAAUAUUGCAGAAGUCCCCCAUGGGAAUGUCAUCAGCUCUCAAGAUUUAACAGGCUUGAUAGCUGCUGACAUCCGUCCAGAAGAUGAGCAGGCAUUCAUUCUGACUCUGGUGGAAAUCCCAGCCAGCGCAGCCGCAGAAUUUACUGACACCACUGCCCAAUCAGUGCCAGCCUCCUUGCUGCCAGCACCCAUCCUGGUCACGUCAGCGAGCUCUGACGAAAGGGCUGACGGGAGUGUGAAUUUUCCAGUAACAUCACUUCACCAAGGUGCCAUGUAUUUACCAGUUUCUGGAAGAGAUGGUUCUGAGAAGUCUCCUGCUAAUUUGGAUCUCACCACUAGGAAGAGAUUUCAUUGCAGCCUUGAGGAGAGCGAUCAGGUUCCUCCUGCCAAGAAGAGUUCACUCACUUCAAGAAUUCUUCAUCAAGAAUACGCCUCUGGGGUAUGUUCAACGGAAUUAAUAAAUGUCUUGGAUGAAACAGGGGAGUCCUGUAAGGGUCGAGCUGGUUCCCCCACCCUGGGAAGCUCAGUGCAUCCAGACCCUCCAAAGGAACACCUGGAAUCAGCUUGCCGAGGUCUAGUGUCUGGAACUGUCAGUGAAAUCACCAAUCCACAUGGCGAGAAAAGUGUGCCUCAGUGUCCUCGGGUUGAGGUGACUCAGGAAGAAAGAACGGAUGCUGCUUGUGCGUCCCCGCAGGUGGAGAACAAGCCCGCCAUGAAACCGCCCCUGUCCAGACCUCACAGAAAACCCUUGGGAUUUUUGUCUUUAAUAUGUUCAAAAAAAACCAGUCUGGGGUCUGAUGAGCCCACUCAAGUCCAUAGAAAGAAGCGCCUAAAACCUCUGAUCCCUGCAGCAAGACAGAAUGUGAAGAGGUCUGACCCACCAAGUGAGAUCCAGGAGACCAGGCAGGAAUCCCGUGAUGCGCUUCCAGCUCCGAGCGUCGAGGCCGGGUCCCAGCCUCAGGAGACCAGGCAGGAGUCCUGUGACACGCUGCUAGCUCCAAACGCCGAUGCUGGGUCCCAGCCUCAAGAGACCAGGCAGGAAUCCCAUGACACGCUGCUAACUCUGAACGCCAAGGUUGGGUACCAGUCUCAGGAGACCAGGCGGGAAUCCCAUGACAUGCUGCUAGCUCCAAACGCCGAUGCUGGGUCCCAGCCUCAGGAGACCAGGCGGGAAUUGCAUGACGCGCUUCCAGCUCCAAGCGUGGAUGCCAGGUCCCAGCCUCAGGAGACCAGGCGGGAUUCCUGUGACGCGCUUCCAGCUCCAAGCGUGGAUGCCAGGUCCCAGCGUCAGGAGACCGGGCAGGAUUCCCGUGACACGCUUCCAGCUCCAAGCGUGGAUGCCAGCUCCCAGCGUCAGGAGACCGGGCAGGAUUCCCGUGACACGCUUCCAGCUCCGAACGCCGAUGCCGGGUCCCAGCCUGAGAAUCCUGGCGAGUCAGCGGCUCAGGUGCAGGUGUCCUGUGAUAAAGUCCUACUGGGAGAGGGACGUCAGAGUGGGCAGCACGCGGCGCCCGCCGAGGAGCCGACCACCGUCGCCGAGUAUUUCUUCAACGAUAUCUUCAUCGAGGUGGAUGAAGCAGAAUGAGACAGUCUCGGGCCUUGUAUCUUUUGAAAGAGGCUGAUGUUUAGGGACUGAAUUACAUCAACAGAGCAGUUCCCGGAGG
Molecule: messenger RNA, 8591 nt
Organism: Ochotona princeps (American pika)
Lineage: Eukaryota; Metazoa; Chordata; Mammalia; Lagomorpha; Ochotonidae
Gene: BDP1
Product: B double prime 1, subunit of RNA polymerase III transcription initiation factor IIIB
Exons: 40
Coding region: 353-8512 (2719 amino acids)
Biological process (GO): RNA polymerase III preinitiation complex assembly
Cellular component (GO): transcription factor TFIIIB complex
Molecular function (GO): TFIIIC-class transcription factor complex binding
Source: RefSeq, a predicted model, not a curated record